This is a messenger RNA of Coccidioides posadasii C735 delta SOWgp, 810 nucleotides long. RefSeq lists its product as uncharacterized. The record is from RefSeq and is a predicted model, not a curated record. Lineage: Eukaryota; Fungi; Ascomycota; Eurotiomycetes; Onygenales; Onygenaceae.
AUGAAGUUUGCUUCUAUUGUUUCUUUCCUUUUCCUUGCCGCCGGGGCCAUCGCCCAGGAGCCUGGCGAACUCGACGAUCAUACCAGCCUCGAGUAUGAUGAUAUCUUUGACGACAGCGCAGUUUUGGAAACCCGCAGCCUAAUCAACAGUGCUUGCACUGGCAAAGACGGUGCUGAGGGUGUUUGCAUCAGCGUUUCUGACUGCAACAAAGGUGGUGGUGAAUUCAUCAACAAUGCUUGUCCUGGCACUCCACAAAACAUCAAAUGCUGCACCAAGACAAAGUGUGGCGAUGGUGGUAACUGCCGCUUCACCGACAAGUGCAGCUCCGGCAAUAUCUUGUCCGGUCAAUGCCCUGGACCUGCUAGCUUCAAGUGCUGCUUGCCCAAGGAGCUGUCCGGCCGCGGAAGAACUUUCCCUAAGCCAAGGAUCCCGUCCGUCGGCGCUUGCAAGAGGACUUCUGUCAAUGGAGCGAAGAAGAUCGUGGCCGCCCAGCGUGGCAAGAUCAGGGAAAUUGGUUGUUAUCGCAGAUGCAGAUGUCCAAGUAACAGCGAGCACUGCUGUGGUUUGGCUGUAGAUUUGAUGUGCACUUCUCGCGCUGGCAAACGAGACAGGGAUGACUUUGGCCGUGCCAUUGCCGAAUGGGUUAUGAAGAAUAGACGAUCCCUGAAACUGAAGUAUGUCAUCUGGGGACAGCGCAUCUGGAAUCCUUCCCGCGAUAGGGUUGCCCCGUGGAACAAGUGGCGAAAGAUGGAGGACCGCGGCUCUAUCACCCAGAACCACUGGGACCAUGUGCAUGUCAGCUUCAAUUAA